AUGCCAUCUAGAAACAGCAUCAACAAACCUAAAGACAACAUUCUCAGACGGCAAAAGCGCCAGUCGCUGGGGAAGAAGAGAGCUGGUUUGCGGAGCUCCUCCAGAGACGGCACUCCAAAGUCCACAGCCGUCGCGCUGUACACGGGUCCAUCACGUUCUGGUGUGACUACUACGACACUGUCUAACAAAAAGAGCAAAAAAAUCGAGAGAAACAAGAAGUACGCCAAAGCCCGUAAUCUGGAUACUGACCAACUGCUGGUGGACGCUCAAGCCAAGCAGGAGCAGAUGGAGAUCGACGAGGCCACGGAACAAGCCCAGGAGACCGUGCGAAGUGCCCUGUGGGCUGUGGUCGAGGACGCAGCAUCCAGCGGGUUUGCGUACGACGUUUCAGGCGAGGGCACUACAUUGGGGGGACCGCUGACUUUAUAG
Ogataea parapolymorpha DL-1 is the source of this 429-nucleotide messenger RNA. RefSeq lists its product as uncharacterized. The transcript has a single exon. The record is from RefSeq and is a predicted model, not a curated record. The coding region runs from base 1 to 429 and encodes 142 amino acids. NCBI's taxonomy places the organism in Eukaryota, Fungi, Ascomycota, Pichiomycetes, Pichiales, Pichiaceae.